This is a messenger RNA of Exserohilum turcica Et28A, 1623 nucleotides long. RefSeq lists its product as uncharacterized. The coding region runs from base 1 to 1623 and encodes 540 amino acids. The transcript has a single exon. NCBI's taxonomy places the organism in Eukaryota, Fungi, Ascomycota, Dothideomycetes, Pleosporales, Pleosporaceae. The record is from RefSeq and is a predicted model, not a curated record.
AUGGGCCUGGUCCUCAUCCCGCUCGUGGCCAUGUACUACACCGCGUUCAAGCCCCUUGUCUUCGCAUUGGGCUUUUACACAAACAUUUCUGAUCCCCAAGAGUAUGUAAACCGUUCAUUCAAUUUCACAUGGCAUACACUUGCUGACUGCAGUAGACAAGCUUCCCUGUCCCCUUUCCUCUCGGAGUACAAAUAUGCAAUGUACUUCUGGCUGGCCAUAGCCAUAAUCACCGUCCUCGAGCCUUUCGUCUCCUCUGCCUUGAUGGCUAUUCGCAACAUCCUGCACAAUCACCACGAGCAGCCCGCUGCAACACACAGCCAGGCCAUCGUCGACGAAAUGAAGAAGAAGUUGUGCAGACUUUUGGGCAAGGUCUAUGGUCAUGGUGUGUUGAUCCGAGAUCUUGGUGAGCAACAAGACUCGCACGCCCUCUCUCUGGCUGGACAUACCACAUCCUUGGGAUAUGUGAAGGUAUGGCUGUCGAGACUGGGCGGCAUAAUCCAGAGGCUCGGUACCAAGAUGGAGGAGGCUGAAAGGAAGUUGUCGAACGUAUCCCAGAUCCUUGUCCAACACGAUGCGGACAUCAAACAACUUGAACAGCACAUCGUGCAUGUGGAUGACGACCAAACCGAUAUCGCAAAUAACGCGUCAAGGACCACCGGAAUACAUAACGACAUCGACCACGUCGCCAACACCAGCAAGCAGGGAGCCCAACUCAUCCGCAAUCGCAUGAAUAUCCAAGAGUCCAAGAUCGAGCAGCUUGAGCACGAGAGUCUGAAGCAGUUCAACAAAAUGAUCAGUCUCAGACACGAGAACUCCAUGCAGGCCACCGAAAUUCACAACCUCAGGUCGGACAGCAAAAAGCAGGCCGCCAGCAUCCGUGACCUCCAGUCCGAAAGCGCCGCUCACGCCACGGGAAUCGCCAACCUCAAGGACGACAACGCAGCCCAAGAGGCCCAAAUCAAGGGCCUCAAGCACGAGAACACGACUCAGGCUGGCGAAAUCCACGACCUCAAGGACCAGCUUGCUGCGCAAGCCACUGAGAUGGACGGCCUCAAGAAGACGCUGGCUGAGGAACAAAAGGACAAGACAUCCAUCAUCACCUUCUGCAAGAAGUACGUCUUCACGCAAAAAAACGCCAACGAGUACUACCAGCGCACCAUCUCGGCCGCCCCGGACAACCAGCUCGCUCCGUACUUCAGCGCAUUGAUGACGGGCAUGAACAUGCAGAUCGCUGUCAUGUGCGAGAUCAUGGGCCGCUUGCAGAUGGGCGAUCCCAGUCUGCCCAAGUACAAGCAGCAGCAACACCAGCUGCAACACCAGCAGCAACAGGCUCGCAAUGCUAUGCAGCCCGGUGUCGGCUAUGGCAUGCAGCAAGGAGGAUACGCUCCGCAGCAAGGUAACUUUGGCACUCAGCAACCCGGCUUUGGUACACCACCACCUCCACUACCACAACCCAACUUUGUCCAGCAGCAAGGUGGUGGCUUUGCUACAUCACCUCUACAGCCCAACUUUGGUGGGCAGCGACCUGGCCUUAGUCCCCAGCAGCCCGGCUAUGGUCCGCAGCAAAGCCAGUACUCUAACCUCGGGUCUCCUGGUGGUUUCCCACCGCACUUCCGGAAGUAA